CCGCCGCUGGCGGCCAAGUCCGCCCCCUCCUCCCUCCGCCCUUUGUCGUCCUCCCUCCGCCCGAAAUUCACAUUAUGAAUAAAGAAGCACCGCUCUCGAUUGCGGAGCGCGACUUCAUCCUCAAUGCGCUGCGCGAGGAUGUACGGCUGGACGGUCGCGCCGCGGAUGAGUUGCGUCCGUUGAAGGUGACCUUCGGGGAAGAGUAUGGGCAUGUGAAGGUGCAGCUUGGUCGGACGAGUCUAGUGACGCGCAUCUCAGCCGAAGUGACGAAACCGCACGACGACCGGCCGUUUGAUGGGCUUUUCACGAUCGCGAUGGAGCUGACGGCGAUGGGGUCGCCCGCCUGGGAUAAUGGACGACAAGGCGACCUCGAAACGUACGUGACCAACGUCCUCGACCGGGUGAUCCGCCACUCGAACGCGCUGGACACGGAAUCCCUGUGCAUCGUCAAGGGGGUGAGCUGCUGGAGCAUCCGGGCGGACGUGCACAUCACCGCCUACGACGGCAACCUGAUCGACGCGGCGUGCGCGGGCAUCAUGGCAGGGCUGCAGCACUUCCGGCGCCCGGACGCGGUCGUCAAGGACGGCCAGGUGAUCGUCUACGGGCUGGACGAGCGGGUGCCCGUCGCACUGAACAUCACGCACAAGCCGCUGGCCGUGACCUUCCACUCCUUCGACGAGGGCAAGCGCGUGGUCCUCGACGCCACCCGCCGCGAGGAGCAGGCCGCCGAGGCCGACGUCGUCUUCGGGCUCAACAACGCCGGCGACGUCUGCUUCAUGUCCAAGUUCUCCGGCUCGCCGGUCGACGCCAUGGUCUUCGUGAACAAGACCUCCGUCGCCCUCGACAAGGUCAAGGAGAUCAACGCCGUCAUCGACAAGGCGCUGCAGGCGGAUCUGGCCAAGCGGGCGAAGACGGGCAUGGCCGAGGAGUCGCGGGCGGAGAAUGAUCGGUGAUCACUACGUGCAAGUCUGGGUGGUUUUGGCGGGUUUUACUAGAGAUGUCAUGCAUAUUACCAGGAGUCUAAUGGUUUUAAAAGACGAGC
This is a messenger RNA of Aspergillus japonicus CBS 114.51, 1042 nucleotides long. Its product is annotated as exosome non-catalytic core subunit RRP45. The record is from RefSeq and is a predicted model, not a curated record. The transcript has 3 exons. Gene Ontology annotation, biological process: U1 snRNA 3'-end processing; U5 snRNA 3'-end processing; TRAMP-dependent tRNA surveillance pathway. NCBI's taxonomy places the organism in Eukaryota, Fungi, Ascomycota, Eurotiomycetes, Eurotiales, Aspergillaceae. Gene Ontology annotation, cellular component: cytoplasmic exosome (RNase complex); nuclear exosome (RNase complex). The coding region runs from base 75 to 953 and encodes 292 amino acids.